Molecule: messenger RNA, 564 nt
Organism: Aspergillus fischeri NRRL 181
Lineage: Eukaryota; Fungi; Ascomycota; Eurotiomycetes; Eurotiales; Aspergillaceae
Product: 2EXR domain-containing protein
Exons: 2
Coding region: 1-564 (187 amino acids)
Source: RefSeq, a predicted model, not a curated record
AUGGCCGCGUUCCGCCUUUUUCCUCAUCUCCCCUUUGAGCUUCGCUCUCGGAUCUGGGAGUUGACAGUCGAGCCACGCACUGUUGAGGUCCGUGUUAAGAAAGAUAACGGAUUAUGGGGCAAGAUUCUGCAUGUAACCUCAUCAACACCAGUGCCUGCGGUCCUUCAGGUCUGCCAUGAAUCCCGAAACCAGGGGCUGUACCAACAGGCCUUCAAGUUCCCCUCAGGGGUUGAGCCGCGGUAUGUCUGGGUGAACUUUGAGAUUGACAUGAUCUCAAUUGGAGAUACCUAUUUCGACACAAUUGAACCGGCUGAACGACAGCUGAUUCGCCGGCUUACUAUUCAGCGCGAGAAUACAGACUCCUUUUUCCACUCUGAGUCCCAGGAGCUACAUUUGUAUUUUAAUCUAGAGGAAAUGCAUGUUAUCUGCGAGGAUGGCCUGCUGGCAUGGCAGGACGCCUGGGAGUAUGUUUACUGGCCAUGCCCAAAAGAGAAUAUAAGGUUCAUUGACAAGGAGACUGGGCAGAUUGCGAUGAAUGGAUGGCAACUUGGUGAUCCUAAAUAA